UUUCCACCGUACAGAGUUUAAAUAGAGUUAACCAAUCAGGUAUAGGAGUUGAUUGGAAUUAACCAAUGAGGCUGCUUAACUCUAUUUAAACCUUGCACGGUAGAAACUAAGCCUUUGUUCCAAUAAGUGGUCUCUGGUCUGUGGGCAGUAAUAAGGAAAGAAAGGGAUUUUUUAUUUCUUGAACCUCGUGUUUUCUUGUAAUCUCUAGUAAGAAUCAAACACACCGGAGCUAUGGCGCAAAGCAAAUUCAACGAAUUGGCUGGACGUUUGGGCAAAAAUCCAAAUGGAUUAAAUACCGGACUGAAAUUCUUGGCUGUUGCUGGUGCCGCUGCUUAUGGAGUUUCACAAUCCAUGUAUACAGUUGAAGGGGGACACAGAGCAAUUAUAUUCUCUCGUUUGGGUGGUGUUCAGAAAGAUAUCAUGGCUGAAGGACUUCACUUCCGUCUUCCAUGGUUCCAUUAUCCUAUUAUUUAUGAUAUUAGAAGUCGGCCAAGAAAGAUUUCAUCACCGACUGGUUCUAAAGAUUUGCAAAUGGUUAACAUUUCUCUAAGAGUUUUAUCACGACCUGAUGCACAAACUUUACCUAUAAUGUACCGUCAGCUUGGUCUUGAUUAUGAUGAAAAGGUACUCCCAAGUAUUUGCAACGAAGUACUAAAAUCAGUUGUAGCUAAGUUCAAUGCUUCCCAACUAAUAACACAGAGACAGCAAGUGUCAAAUCUUGUUCGUAAAGAAUUAAUAGAUCGCGCACGAGAUUUCAACAUUAUUUUAGACGACGUUUCUAUCACAGAACUUAGCUUUGGUAAAGAAUACACCGCGGCAGUUGAAGCUAAACAAGUUGCUCAACAGGAAGCACAGCGUGCUGCAUUUGUAGUAGAACGUGCUAAACAGGAGAAACAACAGAAAAUUGUUCAAGCUGAGGGAGAAGCUGAGGCUGCAAAAAUGUUGGGUUUAGCAAUUGGUCAAAAUCCUGGAUACCUGAAACUGAGAAAAAUCCGAGCAGCCCAGAGCAUUUCGCGCACGAUUGCCAAUUCUCAGAAUAGGGUAUACCUCAGUGGAAACAGUCUGAUGUUGAACAUCCAGGAUCCGACGUUCGAUGAUCUGUCCGAGAAAUUGAAAAGUCGCGAAGGGAUGGGUUGGAAAAGCUGGAACCAAACAACACAACAUACUGUUGGAACCCUGAAAAAAAAUUCCCAACCAAAAAUCCAAAACAUUGAAAGGCCCUCUAUACAAGCAACUUCCUUAGAAGAUCCCGUUUCCCUAAUACUUGACUCAGCUGAUGAUAGCGCCAAACUCAUUAUUCCCUGAGAGAAAACAAAAUCAUCGAAGAAAUUUGUCAUAGCGAGCUUGCCUUGUCUAUAUGUGAAUCUUCAAUCACAUCCUUCUCCAUCAUCCAGAUCCAUUACUAUUUGAUAAUGCUUGAAGGACUUCAGG
Cephus cinctus (wheat stem sawfly) is the source of this 1431-nucleotide messenger RNA. It is a transcript of the gene Phb2, whose product is annotated as prohibitin-2. Bases 232 to 1305 code for a protein of 357 amino acids. The transcript is spliced from 6 exons. Gene Ontology annotation, cellular component: membrane; mitochondrion. The record is from RefSeq and is a predicted model, not a curated record. NCBI's taxonomy places the organism in Eukaryota, Metazoa, Arthropoda, Insecta, Hymenoptera, Cephidae. Gene Ontology annotation, biological process: mitochondrion organization.